GUGUGUGAUUGUUGCAGCCAAAAAACGCUUGAUUUUGCUGCGUCUUUUUGCAAAAUUUGCGACGCAACUUGCAAGGUUUUUUUGUGCUUCUUCUCUCAGAACACUACUCGAAUUGCAGAAAUUGCGAUUGCACGGCCUUUCACAGCGAUGUUUGUUGCUAAAUAAAGACCUUUUAGCUGUACUCAUGUUCGAUGCGCACGAAUCGAAGACGGCUUUGGCUGAAUGCGCGUUGUGAUAACGUCGCGAUGCGUUUUGCAUCACAAAUUUGCGGAAAUUGUGGGAAAAAUUUGUUGGAUUUGGCGCUAAUUUCUGCAUUCGCAAAACUGCGGAAUCCUGGAGGGACUGAAUAACAAACACUACACCGUAGGUAAUUAAUUGUAGUUCAUACGUGAAGAAGGAAAAACGAGUAUCGCAAUUCACUACAAACAAAAGACAAGCACCAAACUAUUUCACUUCCUGUUCCUCGAGCGUUUUUCAGACGCGAUUCCUUUAACAAAUCUUUAGCUAGCAAACCAGCCUUAUUAUUGUUGUGAACUUUAUUUAAAAUCCUACUGUAAGCUACAUCUAGAUCAUUAUUGUGUACUUGUUUUAUGGCAGUGGAUCAUGGCAGGAUUUUAGGUGAACCGUGAAGUGAUUACAACAGCAAGAAUGGAAUAAAAUCCUUUAUUUUCUUUCUUCAGCAUGUCUCAGAGGAGCAAACCGUCCUCGAGUCAAAAUUCCUCCUCCGGUUCCUCUCCUCCAUCAGAUCCUCCAUUACGCUCGGCUUUGAAAAGCAGCACUAAAGAAUCUAAAGCUGAGAAUCUGAAAAGAAAAAUAAGCCAGAGCUCUGUAACGGCGUACACGUCCUUCCUGAACACGCUGUUCGGACAGGACAGAAAGCUGAUGCCGGAGGAGCUGGAUGAGCUGCAACUAGCCUUUAAGGAGUUUGAUUAUGAUCAGGACGGAUAUCUGCACUAUAAAGACGUAGCGGACUGCAUGAGGACGAUGGGGUACAUGCCAACAGAGAUGGAGCUGAUUGAGAUCAUCCAGCAGAUCAAGAUGAAAUGGGGCGGUCAUGUAGAUUUCGAUGAUUUCUGCGACCUCAUGGGUCCGAGGAUGCUGAUGGAGACGGCUCACAUGGUUGGAGUGCGAGAGCUGCACUGUGCUUUCAAACAGUUUGACUGUAAUGGAGACGGAAGGAUCAGCUUCGAGGAGCUGAAGGAGUCGAUGAAGACGCUGCUGGGUGAAAAGCUGAAGAAGGGAGAGCUGGAGGAGAUUCUGUCUGACAUCGACCUCAACGGAGACGGAACCGUGGACUUUGAUGAGUUCGUGAUGAUGCUGUCGGCUCGGUGACGUCCUUCUGGAGGUCCAGUGAAACGUUUCGGCUUUAAACUCACCUCAUUAUUAAAUA
This is a messenger RNA of Ictalurus furcatus (blue catfish), 1390 nucleotides long. RefSeq names its product calcium binding protein 4 (gene cabp4). The transcript has 7 exons. Gene Ontology annotation, molecular function: calcium ion binding. NCBI's taxonomy places the organism in Eukaryota, Metazoa, Chordata, Actinopteri, Siluriformes, Ictaluridae. The coding region runs from base 682 to 1332 and encodes 216 amino acids. The record is from RefSeq and is a predicted model, not a curated record.